AUGAGCAACCUGAAGCGGGACGGCGAGCACAGCCCCGGCACGGGCACCGGCACCGGCACCGGCACGGGCUCGGGCUCCGGCGGCGCUCUGGAGAUGGAGGUCCGAACGCUAUUCGUCAGUGGCCUCCCUGUGGACAUUAAACCCAGAGAACUGUACCUGCUCUUCCGGCCGUUCAAGGGCUAUGAAGGGUCCCUGAUCAAGCUCACAUCCAGACAGCCCGUUGGUUUUGUGAUCUUUGACAGCCGAGCAGGAGCAGAAGCAGCCAAGAACGCGUUCAACGGUAUUCGCUUUGAUCCUGAGAACCCACAGACCUUGAGGCUAGAGUUUGCCAAAGCCAACACCAAGAUGGCCGAGAACAAGCUGAUGGCUACACCUAAUCCCACCAAUGCUCACCCCGCCCUAGGAGCACACUUCAUCGCACGCGACCCCUGUGACCUCAUGGGGGCUGCUCUGAUCCCUGCGUCCCCAGAGGCGUGGGCCCCCUACCCACUGUAUACCACAGAGCUGACCCCCGCCAUCUCACCUGCUGCAUUUACCUACCCAGCUGCCACUGCCGCUGCUGCCGCUGCCCUGCACGCUCAGGUGCGCUGGUACCCUUCCUCGGACACCACCCAGCAAGGAUGGAAAUACCGGCAGUUCUGUUAGUUCUUCAGUCCUGUCCCCGCAGCUCGAAGGCCCUGCCCCGCUGGGGAGGAAGCCGCUCUGAGCUGCCGCUGCCCCCCAAAGACUGUGAAUUUUAAGCCUGACUCAGUGGACUGCUUCCUGUCUGCUUCCUCCUCUUCCUGGGCCCUGUCCCUCCCCGCAGCCCCUGGCCGAGGCCUCCCGGGAGGAAGGGGGCCUUCCCGCUGGGAUGCCCAGACGCAGCCCAGGUCUCCCUGGGGCCUAGCGAGGCCCCACCUCGGUCCAGACUUGCUUCCCUAGCUCCACCUCAGAGAAACGAGGCAUUUAAUCUUGCAUGUUUUCUGGCAUGAAUUAAGACACUUAAACUUGUGUAUAUGUGAGUGUACAGUUUGUUCUCACAUUGUGUCACCAUAGCAACAGGUCCUGGCCACCAACCGGUUCAUCAUUCCCGGUCCCUCUCUCCACACCUCCCCCCCCACACACACAUCCCCCUGCUUCCGUGAGGACCGAGCCCCGGAGCUCGCUCCGUCCCACAGCCCGGGUCCCCCGCCACCCCCACGCGCUUCCAGGCCCAACAGCAACGACCA
Molecule: messenger RNA, 1208 nt
Organism: Nyctereutes procyonoides (raccoon dog)
Lineage: Eukaryota; Metazoa; Chordata; Mammalia; Carnivora; Canidae
Product: RNA-binding protein with multiple splicing 2-like
Exons: 1
Coding region: 1-645 (214 amino acids)
Biological process (GO): negative regulation of smooth muscle cell differentiation
Cellular component (GO): cytoplasm
Molecular function (GO): mRNA binding; protein homodimerization activity
Source: RefSeq, a predicted model, not a curated record